GUGGGGGGGCCGCCCCGCCCCCGACUUUGAUGUCCCGCCCGCCGCCGCGGGUUUUGUGGCGAGUCCCGGAGGCCGGGCGCGCAGAGCAGCGGGGCCCGGGCGGCCGAGCGGAGCGCAGCGCUGCGCCCAGCCUCGAACCCGGGCCCGCGCCAUGGCGCACCAGCUGCUGUGCUGCGAGGCGGACGCCGUGCGCCGAGCCCACCGGGACGCGAACCUGCUGACCGACCGCGUGCUGCGCGCGCUACUGCGGGCCGAGGAGACGGGCGCGCCGGCCGCCGGCUACUUCCAGUGCGCGCAGGGGGGCGGGCUGCCCGCGGCGCGCAAGGUGCUCACGGCCUGGAUGCUCGAGGUGUGCGAGGAGCAGAAGUGCGAGGAGGCCGUGUUCCCGCUGGCCGUCAGCUACCUGGACCGCUUCCUGGCGCUCGAACCCGUGCCCAAGAGCCGCCUGCAGCUGCUGGGCGCCGGCUGCAUGUUCGUGGCCUCCAAGAUGCAGGAGACCGUCCCGCUGACGGCCGAGAAGCUGUGCGUGUACGCCGACCACGCCAUCCGGCCCCGCGAGCUGCUGCGCAUGGAGCUGGUCCUGGUGAACAAGCUCGAGUGGAACCUGGCGGCCACCACGCCCCACGACUUCAUCGAGCACUUUCUGGCCAAGAUGCCACUGGCCGAGGACAGCAAGCGGGUCAUCCGCCGGCACGCACAGACGUUCGUGGCCCUGUGCGCCACAGAUAUCAAGUUCAUCUCCAGCCCGCCCUCCAUGGUGGCGGCAGGCAGCGUGGUGGCCGCCGUCCAGGGCCUGCACCUGGGCAGUGCCAACAGCUUUCUGUCCUACCCCCACCUCACACACUUCCUCUCCACAGUCAUCAAGUGUGACCCGGACUGCCUCCGCGCCUGCCAGGAGCAGAUCGAAGCCCUGCUGGAGUCCAGCCUGCGCCAGGCCCAGCACAGCCUGGACCCCAAGGCGGCCGAGGAACAGCCGGGCCUGGCCUGCACGCCCACCGACGUCCGGGACGUGAGCAUCUGACGGCGCUGUGGCGGGCACGGGCGGGGAGCCGGCCCCAGGAGCCCCCCACCGUCCCUCCCUGGGACCCUCCACUCGCUGGGACACCGGCCUCCUGCUCCUGCAUGGCGGUUUCUCCUUUUGCUCCUUUCUCCCUGUCGUUUCUGACUUCAGUGAAAGGAAGAAAAAGAACAAAAAAAAAAUAUCCCCAAAAAAAAUGAUUUUGAAAAAACGAGGGGGAGACACAGACUGGCAGGGCGCCAGUGCUGCUCCGAGCCGGGCCCAGGCUGGGCCGCAACACCUGUCCGCCACAACUCGCCCGGUUUUCCGGUGUGAAGCCAGAAUUAACUGGGCUGGGGGUAGGUUUGUCCGCACUGCUUCCAGGCAAAGGCAGGAACGAGAGCGAGCCCUUCCUUCCAGCGCGGAGGCCGUGGGCUAUGGAGGCGGCAGGUCCCAGCGCAGGGCUGGCCUGGUAGCUAGUCCCGUGUCCGUCCGGCACCGCUGGCCUCGGCCCGCACUGCGCGGGGAGGGGCUCUCAGAGCUGACCUCUGUGGCCUCCCCGGCCGGGGCGACAGGCUCCUCUCUGUGUUCACUUCCCCGUCUCUGUAGUCAUCUCCCUGUCGGCGACACUCCAGUGCCCUGUCCCCCCCUUGCCUGCAGCCCCCUCUCCGGGGUUGGGUUCUUGUCCCAGUGCCGUUCUGGUCUCCACACCCGAAAAGCGCAUCACUUCAGAGCACUUUCUAUGGAGAGGGCCUCCGAGGGCCGUGGCGUGGCCAGGGAGGGGCCCGACUGGCCCGAGGACUGAGGCAGAGGGUCUGCCAGGCCGGGCGGGCGCUGGGCGCUGGGGGCUGGAGCCGGGGGCUCGGCUGUCUUCUCCCCGGCGACGGAAUUCCGCAAAGGCCGCCCACACGGCGUGCCCUUUCCCUGUCGCUGUUGCUGCUACUUGAGGAUCGGUCAGUCUGUCCUGUUUCAGUGUCACUUCGACUGCCAUGUCCCAUGUCCUCAUUGUGAUGUUCUCAUAAGAAAUCGUGACUUGUGGUUUUUUUUAUGUGAUCAACUUUGACUUUGUGUGAUUGCUCUGUUCCAAAAACCCAGCCUGCCCUGGCUCACAA
Erinaceus europaeus (western European hedgehog) is the source of this 2109-nucleotide messenger RNA. It is a transcript of the gene CCND1, whose product is annotated as cyclin D1. Gene Ontology annotation, cellular component: cytoplasm; nucleus; cyclin-dependent protein kinase holoenzyme complex. The transcript is spliced from 5 exons. Bases 152 to 1021 code for a protein of 289 amino acids. Gene Ontology annotation, molecular function: cyclin-dependent protein serine/threonine kinase regulator activity. Gene Ontology annotation, biological process: regulation of cyclin-dependent protein serine/threonine kinase activity; positive regulation of G1/S transition of mitotic cell cycle; mitotic cell cycle phase transition. Lineage: Eukaryota; Metazoa; Chordata; Mammalia; Eulipotyphla; Erinaceidae. The record is from RefSeq and is a predicted model, not a curated record.